Messenger RNA from Helicoverpa zea (corn earworm), 2871 nucleotides. RefSeq names its product trichohyalin-like. The transcript has 21 exons. Bases 1 to 2871 code for a protein of 956 amino acids. The record is from RefSeq and is a predicted model, not a curated record. Lineage: Eukaryota; Metazoa; Arthropoda; Insecta; Lepidoptera; Noctuidae.
AUGACGACUGCGGCGAAAUCGCAAAAGGAUAAGCCUUUUGGCACAACUCCUCGAUUGGUGCCGAGGCCUACAGCUGCCUCCGCCGCGCGCGCUGCUCGCAAUGCCACUAACAGAAACUUGUCCCUGCCUUCCCAGAGGCAAUCGCCGACCCGGAUGUCUACUUGUCCUAAGGGGAAGAGUUCUCCUCAAGUUCUUCAACGUGCCCAAAAAUCAGAUUCCAAGACUGAUGUCAAGGCUAACGGGGGCUUUGAUACCGAACCAUUGGAGAGUAUCGCGCCACCGAUAGAACCUGACUCUUAUAUUAUUGAGAACUCUUCGGUAAUGAUAAUAGAAGAAGCGUCGGAUGACCAAGCUGUCUACGAUGGUGGUGCUGUUAACCUUCAGGACAUCAAUGAAAAUUGUCCCUUGGAAAUAAAAAAUAAUGAUGGCGAGCCCAAUGAAGUACAGCAACCCAUAACAAAUGAACCUGAUGCACUACAGCACAAUAUCACUCGCAAAAGCGAAUCUAAAAGUCGGCCUCAAACCCCAGCUUUGCAUAGCCGCCCCCAGACUCCUAGAAGCUUACAAUCGAGUCGUCCACAAACGCCGCGCAUGCCGAGCCGCCCCACGACGCCGGCGCACCCCGUGCAGCGCCACAGCACUCCCAGCAGCCGGCCCAACACGCCGCAACGCCACUCCAACCCAUCUCGUCCAAGAACUCCAUCUCUGAAUGUCCCACCAAGUUCUAGAAUUCUGUCGCCGGCGUCCAUUAACAGUCCAACACGUUCAUGCAAAGAUGAAGACGAUAUCAAAUCAACGUUUCUCUCAAAACAGAAGCAAUUCCAUCGUAUGAAGAAGGAAUUGGAUUUGAAGCAGCAAGCAGUACUGGAACUAUUCGAUAGUUUACGUGGAAUGCGCGAGCGCAUGACUCGCGAGGGCGUCUCGGGCUGCGGCGAGGGGAUCCAACUACAAGAACUAGUGGUAUUCAAUGUAGCGGACUGGACAGCGGACGAGGUCGCCCAGCUGUGUCGCGACGCUGUCGCCUCGGCCACUACUGAUGGCGCGGUCGAACUCAUCAACACGACCCUUCCUAUUGACGAAUGUGCCCUUGCGGAACUUGACUCUAAAGUCGCGAACGUACCUACCUGCUUUGCCGAUCUGUGUCUUCAGGCGUUUACGGCGCGACAAGAGAUCAUUGAUUGGGUCAAGGAGCUCAUCGAAAGAAGCGAAAAUGGUAAUGGCGAAUCAUUGGAGCGUAUUGCUCGAUACAAUGCUCAGGGGCUUGAACUUUGCGAGUCUCUCCGUGACCUGAAAUCCCGUGCUGAUGAAGCGGUUGACACUGUCACUCAACUCUCCAAGCGAGCCUGUCGAGAACGAAGUGCUUUGGUAGCUGUCGGAGAAUCGUUGGUGAGAGAAAUAGCACGACUUCGACAAGACCUCGAAACACGUUCUGCCGUUAUAAGUGAAUUGCAGGAAACCCGCAAUGAAUCUGACCGCAACAGGUCUUCUGAGGAAAUGCGUCGGGAGUUGGAGGAAGAACGAUCAGCAAAGGUCGCUACUAAAGAGAAGUUGGCGACCACAGAGUCCCAGCUCCGUCAAGCGCGCAUCCGUAUUACUAAGAUGGACCGGCAACUGCGUGAGGCAGAAGCAAGCAUUGCUAGUCUCACAGGCACUGUGAAGGCGCUGGAAGACCAGAGUCGUCAAAGGGAAGUGCAGUUGGAAGCCCGUGCUAGGAAAUUAAAGGAAUCGUUAAAGACCGGAGAAGUAGCCAGUAGUCAAUUAGCUCAACAACGUGACACACUACAGAAUGAAAUUCAAGAUUUGAAACACCAAAUAGAAAAUUUAACAACUCAGCACAAGGCAGCCAUACAGGAACUAACGCUCCAGCUCAAAGAUUUCAAGGCUAAUUUAGAAGAACAACGUAAACUUACACAAAAAGAGAUUGAGCUGAAGGAGGCAGCUGAAGCUGCCUUAGUAGAGAGCCAAAAUAAUAUUGAAGAAUUAAAAGCUAAAAUCACUGAAAUGGAAAAUACUAAACCUAAUCCUAAUGAUUUACCAACUGAAAGAGAAAUGGAUCUCUGGGCAGAACUGCAGGCCACUAAAGAUAGUCUACGCGUAACUGAGGAUGAAGUGACUGCCUGCAAACGGGAGAAAGUGCGAUUUUUGGAAACUCUGACUAAGAUAACUGAAUCCGAGAACAAGGUAGGAAUGCAGCAGAAACUGGCAGCCGAGCUUCUGAGCAAGGAAGAAAUAUUAGGAAAAAUGCAAACACAAAUAAGGGAACUAACAAAAAAUAUUAAAUUAAACGAGCAAAAAGUAAUUCAAUAUGAACAAUAUGUACGAGAUCUGCAGGCACACAAUCGCGCCGUGGCCAACUGUCAAGAGGCUCCCAAUGGUAUCAGCUAUCAGGACUUACAACAGGAGAUCAUGAACUUGAGAAUGGGCCUUCUCGAAGCGGUGCACCGAAACGAAGAGUUAUCAGAGCUGUUGGUGCAGAAGGAACAACAACUCGAGCAACAGGACAAGACUUCACGUGCCCAGGCAAGAGUCAUAAAGGUUCGCGAGGAGUUAAUCAAUAUGCUGAAGAACAAAGAGACUGAGCAGAGUCGCGAGCUGGCCGCGUUGCAACAAGAUCUUGAGCACCGAAUGAAAAUCGUUGAUGAAGUGAACAAACAGAUAGCAGCGAAAGCGGAAGAGAUCCAGGAGCUAUUCGCUACUUUAGAGAAUAAACAACAACAGAUUCACCGACUGGAAAAGAUCGUGUUGGCGCUUGAGGAGCAACAACGACGUGCGCAGGCGCAGCGGACGCGGCACGAGGAGAAGAUUGCCGCGCUUGAACACGAGCUUGCUGCUAGUGGGAAUCGACGAGAACGAAAGUUCCUGUUCUUCUAA